AUGAUUGAUUAGCGUAGUGCUACUCAGUUGGAUCUCUCAUUUAACGUUUAGGCACCCCAUCAACUUUUGCCAUAUGUGCGGUGAUAAAGUGGCUUCGCACCUGUUCCUCCUUGACGCGCUGGAAACCCAUGACUACUCGGGAGGUGUGCGCCUUCGAGUGUCUUAAAGCUGUUUAGGGACUUUUUUAGUGUGGGCUUCAUCGAAACCCGCAAUAUUAUAUAAUAAAAAGAUGCCGGGAACUCUUAGCAAGAGGGAAGAACUUGAAAGGUUAUACGCAGAGCGAGAAAAUAUAGAAAAGUCUAUUGCCGCACAGUUAAUUGUUUUGCAAAAUGAGGGUGUUGGUAUGCUUGAUCAGCUUGUCGAUAGCGAAGGUUUUCCCAGAGCAGAUGUCAACGUGCAUUCUAUCAGAACAGCCCGUUCGAUAAUAAUCAGGCUUCGGAACGAUCUUAAAGAAAUUGAAGUACAAAUUAGUGAGUGCGUUUCCGAGGUUUUUAAAGAAAUUGAACAGCAGAAUUCUAUCGAAGCUACAAAUUCUGAAUUUGAAGCUAAUUCUACUGAUAAUUUGGCUUCUGGCAUCAAAAAUAUAAUAAAAAAACCGUUUCUUACUGUUUCUGGUGUUCAUUCAUCGUCGCCUGCAUAUGCCUGCGGAUUAAAAUCUGGUGAUCGUAUACUUUCAAUUGGAUCUGUUCAUCAAGGAAACUUCAUUUCUUUGGAGACUUUAAGUGAAUAUAUUAAACAUUAUGAAAAUAAAGAACUUUUCAUUUCAAUUAUUCGCAAUGAAGUUGAACUUCAACUGACUUUAAUUCCUAAAGUCUGGUCGGGAAGAGGCUUAUUGGGAUGCCAUCUGACACCUUCAUAAAGAUUUAUAGAUCUUUAAUUAAUAAACUCACCUG
Molecule: messenger RNA, 893 nt
Organism: Zophobas morio
Lineage: Eukaryota; Metazoa; Arthropoda; Insecta; Coleoptera; Tenebrionidae
Product: 26S proteasome non-ATPase regulatory subunit 9-like
Exons: 7
Coding region: 230-859 (209 amino acids)
Biological process (GO): proteasome regulatory particle assembly
Cellular component (GO): cytoplasm; nucleus
Molecular function (GO): protein binding
Source: RefSeq, a predicted model, not a curated record